This is a messenger RNA of Musa acuminata subsp. malaccensis (wild Malaysian banana), 2097 nucleotides long. NCBI's taxonomy places the organism in Eukaryota, Viridiplantae, Streptophyta, Magnoliopsida, Zingiberales, Musaceae. The record is from RefSeq and is a predicted model, not a curated record.
GAAGCAGGGAUGAGAAGGCCAUCAUCUCCCUAUCCAUCUCCCAGUGGAACAAUUCACAUCCUAUUCCCCUACACUCUACUCUGUGACGCCAUUCUGUUGUGCUUCUCAAGCAAGGCUGCAUGAGUGACACCCAUAUGGUGGUCUCCACAAUCCGAUCCUACCAUCACUCAUGCAGUCUCCUCUGCUCUACAAAUUUCAAGCAACGGAGCAACAUCUUUGUCCCUCAUCUGAGUUGCAGAAAGAGAUUGUGUUUCUCCUAAUGGAUUCGGUUGAUGAGAGUGCUCCAUCUGCUAAGAUACUGGUCGGAGUUUCACUUGAUGCUCGAGCCAGCUUCCAGCUUCUCUCGUGGGCAGUCACAGUCGCUGCUCAUCCAAAUGACACCGUCGUCGCCUUGCAUGUUCUCGCAGCCGACAAAGAAGGGAACAGGGUCAGCUCUGAGAGGAGUAGAUUGCGGCAGGCCAAGGCGUCCGUGAUCUCUGCUCUUGGAGAGUUUGCUGAAACCUGCCAAACGAAGCAGGUGACGUUGGAAGCGAAGGUCAGGUGUAGUUCCAGUGUGGGGAAAGGACUCACCGAGGAAGCGGCACAGGUCGAGGCCAACUUCCUUGUUCUCGGUAGAUCGAGGAAUUCGACACCCAAAAGAAACUCAUUUGAGAUCAUGAGAUACUGCUUCAAGAAUGCUCCCGGAGGCUGCUCCAUUGUCGGUAUCGACAUGCAAUCUCUGCCUAGAAAAGAUGGUGCUGCAGACUCCUCGACAUAUGAAGAUAACAGUUCUUCGAGCUCCAGAUGGACCAGCAAUCACACGGUCAGAGCUCUCUCCCCGUUCCACAAGCUCUUCUACUCGAUCUCGAAGCGAGAAAAGAGGCAUUCUCCCAGGGAAAGCAUUUGCGAGAAGGACUCACCGAGAGGAGUUCUUGAAGGGCCGGACGCAGGAAGCCCUGUGGUGGCAGAGGACUGCUUGAGUCCACCCAGCAGCGUCACCGGCAGGCGCAGCGGCGCCAACAUGUGGAGGCGAUCGUCCGUCAUGAAGCUGCUCUUUUCUUUGCCUCGCUCGUCAGGGGAGUCGAUGAGCAAGGAGAGCGAUGCAUGCUCAUCCUAUACCGACGACCUGAAGCCUUCUUGGAGGUGCUUCACCUACGAGGAGAUCUCGCGGUCUACAAGUAACUUCCAUCCAGACAAUUUGGUGGGGAGAGGUGGGUUCGCGGAGGUUUUCCGAGGAAGCCUGUACAAUGGCCGGAGCGUAGCAGUGAAAAGAUUGGCAAAAGGAAAUGGAGAUCGGCAGAAGGAGAAGGAGUUCCUGAUCGAGCUUGGCAUACUCGGCCACGUUUGCCAUCCCAACACAGCCAACUUAAUCGGCUGCUGCAUCGAGAACGGGCUUCAUCUCGUCUUCGACUUGUCCUGCAACGGAAGCCUGGCAUCAGCUCUGCACAGUAAAAACGGCAAGUUUCUGGACUGGCCUGCGAGGCACAAGAUCGCCAUCGGAAUAGCUAGAGGUCUGCAUUACCUGCACAAAUGCUGCAGGCACCGGAUCAUUCACCGGGAUAUCAAGGCCUCCAAUGUUCUUCUCGGUCCAGACUUCGAGCCCCAGAUUUCAGAUUUCGGACUCGCGAAAUGGCUCCCGAAACAGUGGACUCAUCACUCUGUCAUCCCCAUUGAAGGCACAUUUGGGUAUCUGGCACCAGAGUACUUCAUGCAUGGGAUAGUUGAUGAGAAAACUGAUGUGUUUGCAUUCGGUGUUCUGCUGCUGGAGAUUGUCACUGGCAGGAGGCCAGUAGAUGCCUCAAAGCAGAACCUACUCCUAUGGGCCAAGCCACUUAUCGAGUCUGGAAGAAUAGCUGAACUGGCUGACCCCAAGCUGGAAGGCAAGGUUGACAUGAACCAGAUGCAGAGACUGGUGCUUACUGCUUCCUACUGCGUGAGACAGUCAUCGAUUUGGCGCCCAUCCAUGAGUGAGGUGUUGGAUCUUUUAACGAACGGGCGUGAUUCAAUGGAAGCACAAAUCUCGAGGAAUACCGAAUUCCAGGCCGAUAAGAUGGAUGAUCAAAAUUUAGCAACAAAUUGUUAUUUUGACUUUGACUACUAGCCAUCUUUUUUACUUUA